Xiphias gladius (swordfish) is the source of this 3553-nucleotide messenger RNA. RefSeq names its product zinc and ring finger 2b (gene znrf2b). The coding region runs from base 489 to 1169 and encodes 226 amino acids. The record is from RefSeq and is a predicted model, not a curated record. The transcript is spliced from 5 exons. Lineage: Eukaryota; Metazoa; Chordata; Actinopteri; Istiophoriformes; Xiphiidae.
CGGGUUUCAUGCGAGACUUUCUCCUCCAUCACUUCCUCCUCAUAAGCAAUGUGUUGCCAGGCAGGGAGGCGUGAGGAGCCCAGCUCUUCGCUCCUUCACGCUGCUAGGGAGCCAUGGCGGAGCAGACGCUGAGGUGGAACCAGCGGCCGGAGCACAGCGGAUCUACGGCAGCGGCUCAGACGAGGAACGACCCACGUUACCUGCGGCACGACCACAACUCUUGCUGACGGAAUACGAUGGUGACGGCGAAUAAAGUUUUACACACAUAUCUAGCUGUUGUCACAGAUGCCCGGUUCAACUUUUCACUAACUGGCACUUUGCUAAUCUCGAUGGGAUCAUAGCGACGCAGAGUUUGUUUUGCUUUUCUUUUCUUCCCGGACGUCUGUCUUGUCAAGCCGUCUGCCUCAGGCGCAAAUCUGGCGCACUGUCCCGCAGUGGCUCGUAGAGCGCCUCUUUAAUAUUUCAAAGCCGAGUCAGUGGAGGUUAACAUGGGGGCAAAGCAGAGCAGCCCCACUGCUAAUCCAGCUGCCAACGGUCGGACCAGAGCCUACUCUGGCUCGGACCUGCCCUCCAGCACGUCCAGCAGCAACGGCAGUAACGUUAGCAGGACUACCGCCGGGGGUGUGAGGUACUAUGCGUACAGUGCGUCCGGAACCUCCGGAGCCACGUCCAGCGCCAGCAGACACCACGGAGCCAGGGCCAGGUCUGCGGGGGGCUCCGGAGGCUCUGGGUCUAGACCCCAGUCCGGCAUCAACAUUCCAAACAGCAUCGGAGCCUACAGCUCCCCGGAGUCCGGGGGGAGCAGCCCGGAGGAGGCGGCGGACAGGGAGCGCUCAGGCGCAGGUCACGAAGGUCCCCGGCUGUUGAUAGGAUCACUACCAGCACAUCUCUCGCCUAAUCUGUUCGGAGGCUUCAAGUGCCCUGUGUGCUCCAAGUUUGUGUCCUCGGAUGAGAUGGAUCUUCACCUGGUCUUGUGUUUAACCAAACCCAGAGUGACGUACAAUGAGGACGUCCUCACUAAGGAUGCAGGAGAAUGUGCGAUCUGCCUGGAGGAGCUGGUACAGGGAGACACAAUCGCUCGCCUGCCCUGCCUCUGCAUCUACCAUAAAGGCUGUAUCGAUGAGUGGUUUGAAGUGAACAGAUCAUGUCCAGAGCAUCCGUCAGAUUAAAGCUUAUUUGCACAGGCACCGCACAAUGAGAGUGAUCUACUAAUUUAAGUGUGGAUCCUGGGAGAGUGCUGGACACUGUGACCACUGUGAUCAGUUAACCAUCCACACCCAAAAAAUAAUGUAGUAUAAUGGUGUGCCAAAUCUCAUUUAAGCAAUCUUCAGGGAUACAGACUUGCACAUCCACAGUCAGCCUCGGACUUGACCGACUGAUCUCCACCUCACAUGGUCUAAAGUCCCGACACUCAGAGCCACCCAGGGCAUUAUGACCAGCAGGACUCUUCUUCCUGAGUGGCCAAAGGACAGCAGAUGUCAGCUGAUUGUACACCAGGACACUGAAGGAGGUGGACAUGGUCCUGGAGGCAGGAGUUGGGUGGAAGGGGGUGUCUGGGAGAUGGUGGAUUAUCCCACUCCCUCCUACUCUGUCCCUGUCCUCCUCCUUCAGCAUCAGUGUCUACCAGUGCCUUGUUGUAGUGAUGCCCAGCCACAGCAGGGCGGCACAGAGGAGUCCAGACUGUCCUCAGAGCCAGCUGGACUGACUGGACGGACGUGCAGGACCAUCUCAACACAACUGCGAUUCUACCAGUCCAGGAAACAAGCCAGGGACAGGACAGCAUCUGAAAUGUGUCUGCAUCAGCAGUACGGACCUUUUCAGAACAGAAGCUGCUGCAAAAAUGGUGCCAACACACACACAUACACACAAAUCAUCAGUGCUCUUUAACGAAAUACCAUGGAGUGGAGUUCUUCAGGUAACAAAACCUAUCCCCUUAGGAUGCCUAAUCUACCAACCUGAACCUACUUCAGCGUAUCGCUGCCACCGUGACAAAAAAUAUUUGCUCAGCUUUUCAUUUUAACUAGAUUCUUUUCACCUUAUAACGAGAUAUUAUUCAUGUUACAAUAACAUAUAACAACAUAUUGAAGUUUCUCCUCGGAGCAACUUAUGGAAAUAGGAGAAACCUUUCCUUUAAAGAGAUAUGCUGCUUUUGUGAAAUAACGAGGUGUGAUAUGAAAAGAAAGUGACAUGUAAUAACAAGAAAAGUUUUUUACUAAAAAAAUAUACCAUGAAAAAUAUUUUGUUAUAGCAUGAAUAGAAUGUCAUAACAAGAAAGUUUUUGCAUCAAGGAGAAGGUGAGAAUAGUGUUAUGCUAGGACCUUGAGUCAGUUUUCUUUUUUGGGUCAAAUUUGUUCAACUGUUUUGUGUUACUUCAUGGAAUAAUAAGCUUCUCUUGUUUUCAUCAUGUUUUUCAAAGGCAGGUGUAAUCUGAAUAUAAUAUCUGUAAUUUGACUAGAUUGUAUUAAUUAUAGCAUUUGAUCAACUGGUUCCUACUCACAGUAAAAAAAAAAAUUGCUUUGAAUUCCACAUUUGUUGUAUGUUUAUUGUUUUGUAAUGCAGAAGAGUAAUAAGCAUUAUCUUUUCAGAUGAUACCUCCUCUGUGUCAGUCAGUGGUUAUCUCUUUUAAACAGGUAAGCAGUGUCAGUUGCUCAGAAUUACAACAAAUCUAGCACUGUCAUAGAAAUGGAGCACACAGAGCGGAUUACAAGGAAACUGUGUGGUCUUCGAUAAUUUAAAAGGGGUCAAAUAAACCAAUAAAUGAAAAAACAUUAAAAGACGUAUGUAAGAAAAUUAGAAGUAAAAAUGACAACAAAUAAAAAUUAACGACAGCUAUUGGAGCAUUUAUUUUAAAUACUCUGUGCUCUAGUGCAGAGUAUUUGCUCACUGUACCUGUUUCAAAGAGGUUGGCCUGUGAUAAUCACUGAGUCUGCACACUCAGGAGGACAUCAGAGCUGUUAUACUUGUUAUUGUUUUGCUUUAAAAAAAAACAUUCAACAAAUGUGAACUUUAAGACCUGUGGUAAGUAUUUUGGGGUUAUGCCUUUACUGAGUUGACAGUAGAGAGAUGACAGUAAGCAGGUAAACAAACAUUAGCACACAUAUUCUUUACUAUAACAUUAGUAGCAGCAAACAUCAUUUGGUCCCUUAACCAUAAGUACUGAAUGAUGUGAACAGGGUUCGGGAGAAGUACCUGUUGUUGUGGUCAUGCUAGACUUCAGUAACUUGCUUGGGCUGUUUAUGAGUCAACUGAACUACAGCUGGUCUCAGGUCCUGGUGGCUUCAAUCACAACUCCAGUCAAAGCGCUUGCAUUUAUUUCACACCAAGACGUGUUGGCCAAGACACAGGACUGAGGGACACUGGAACAGCUGCACCUGACACCCUUAUCCAGUCUGUUUCCAGGGUUGGGUUUGCCUGAAGACCUCUGCCACGGAGGAACAGUAGUGUACAGAUUUUUAAUCCAAUGAAAAACUAUCAUAGUUGAUUUCACUGACAAGUUCAUCAUCUGCCAGAGAGGGUGAACUCAUCAUUGGAAUCACUAAGUGUGGAUACCAAA